Messenger RNA from Miscanthus lutarioriparius, 924 nucleotides. The record is from the annotation of a GenBank genome assembly. NCBI's taxonomy places the organism in Eukaryota, Viridiplantae, Streptophyta, Magnoliopsida, Poales, Poaceae.
AUGGCGGCGUCGCCCGCCCUCCUCUCGCUGACUCCCGCCGUCUCCAGGCACCCCCACCUCCUUUUCUCUCCUUGCUCCCCGCGGCGCCACGUCCGCCUCGCCCCUCUAGCCGCCACCCCCUCCUCCCCGGGCGGAACCGGCCCUGGUGGUCCCGGCGUCUUCCUGUCGCCGCGCGCGCUCUCGCAGCUCGACGAGCUCGCGGCCUUCCGCUACGAGCACGCCUUCCCGCACGGCCUCCUCACCGUGCGCGCCCUCAGGCGCGGGCCCGACGACGACGCCGUGGCCGAGGCGCUCGUCCGCCUCCUCGCCUCCUCCUUCUCCGAGACCGUGCGGUGGGCCCCGGCGCAGCGGUACGCGCAGCUCCUCACGUUCGUCAUCCGCAGGUACCUCCACGACCGCCGCGGGCUCGCGCCGCACGCCGCGGUGCUUGUGGGGUUCUACCGCCCCGCCGACGCCGACGACGACGACGACGGCGCCGCCUCUGAGGACGGCCGGGAUGAUGAGGGCGGCGAGGAGGAGGGUGAAGAUGAAGGGGAGAUGGCGUGCACCGCGGAGGUGUCGUUUGACGCGGUGGGCGCGCCCGGGGGCCCGCCCACGCCCACUCCGCCGCUCGACUUCCCCUACAUCUGCAACAUGACUGUGAAGACGCCACUGAGAAGGAGAGGAAUUGGAAAACAACUUCUUAAGGCAUGCGAGGAUCUGGUUUUCAAGAUGAAUGCCAGAAGACGUGUGUAUCUUCAUUGUAGAAUAAUCGACCAAGUCCCAUUCAACAUGUACAGGAAAGCUGGAUAUAUUAUUGUCCAGACUGACAGUAUUUUGGUCUGGCUGAGCCUUCAAAAGCGGAAGUACUUGAUGAGCAAGGAAUUACCCCAAGCUUCUGUUGUUAGUGAGACUUCAACCAAAAACUUUGAUGAUAAUAUCUGA